CUUCAGCAGUGGGUAUUCAUUUCUUCAAAGGGGAACAGCAAACACGGAAAUUGAUGGCCCAUUGGCGGGCUAGGGAUCUAAACAAAUGUUACAGUGGACCUUGUGAUAAUGGCGGUUCUUGUGUUGGGAAUAAAAAUGAAUACACUUGCAUCUGCCUCAGCGAUUGGGCAGGAAAGAACUGUGAAACCAAGUUUGUUGUCCCUCAAGUUGAGGUGACGAAGUCCACCUGCAAUUCAACCACGAACAAAGUGGAAACGGGAACAAUCAACACUCCAGAAUAUCCCAAGGACUAUGGCAGUAAUAGUCGUUGUGAAUGGCUUAUUACCUCAUCACAUCGGAUUAGACUGGUUUUUAAUUACUUUUUCGUGGAGAAUGGUUGGGAUUAUUUCCAUGUUUACGAGGGAAAAUCUACCAGUUCCAAACGGAUUGGCAAGCUUACUGGAGGUCAUACUAACAAAGUCAUCAAAAGUUCUGAAAAUUACCUUUAUCUAAAGUUCACCUCCGAUUCAGUAAUCAACAAAAAAGGAUUCUUGAUAGCUUAUGAAGGCAUAAUUUAACAGAGUCUUAACAAGACUCUGCCGUCUUGUCGAGGAAGGGGGGAGAUGAAGGCCACUGUCAUCGCUCAACCGGGAGACUGUAACAGACAUUUGAGAUUUGAUUUGCCCUAACCUCAAAACCCUUAAUGAAAGAUUAGAAAGAUCAAGAAUUUUUCCUUGAGUCCAUUUCACUCGAUUCAUUUUUUAACUUUAUACAGUAUCUGAAAUCUGCCUCUUCACACAUCUGCAUAAAUUUUGCUCGAUAGAUUCCACUUCCUCCGUGUUCGAAGUCACUCUUAUAUACAAAGUUUCCAUGCUGUCAGUCAGUAUGCUAAUUUAAAUCGGACUUUCAGGCCAAUAAAAAGCUUCUUUCGGA
Pocillopora damicornis (cauliflower coral) is the source of this 912-nucleotide messenger RNA. RefSeq lists its product as uncharacterized. Lineage: Eukaryota; Metazoa; Cnidaria; Anthozoa; Scleractinia; Pocilloporidae. The record is from RefSeq and is a predicted model, not a curated record. Gene Ontology annotation, molecular function: signaling receptor activity; calcium ion binding. Gene Ontology annotation, cellular component: plasma membrane.